Messenger RNA from Brassica rapa (field mustard), 1461 nucleotides. RefSeq names its product serine/threonine-protein phosphatase PP1 isozyme 9. Gene Ontology annotation, molecular function: protein serine/threonine phosphatase activity. Gene Ontology annotation, cellular component: cytoplasm; nucleus. NCBI's taxonomy places the organism in Eukaryota, Viridiplantae, Streptophyta, Magnoliopsida, Brassicales, Brassicaceae. The record is from RefSeq and is a predicted model, not a curated record.
UUCCAUCUUUCCCACGCUUUCUCGGGAAAAUUCAAAGCGAGAAAAUAUUUAAUUCGAUCGGUGUCUAAGCACGACCCAUUACUCCUCUCCUGCUUGUGAACGAAACCCUUGUACCAAGUUUCGAUUUUGGUGAGGAAAACUUGAGAUCUGAGAGAAGACGAUGAUGACGAGUAUGGAAGGGAUGAUAGAGAAAGGAGUGUUGGACGAUAUCAUCAGAAGAUUGUUAGAAGGCAGAGGAGGCAAACAGGUUCAGCUAUCAGAGUGCGAGAUUCGUCAACUCUGCUCCAACGCUCGUCAAAUCCUCCUCUCUCAGCCCAAUCUCCUCGAGCUCCAUGCCCCAAUCCGCAUCUGCGGUGAUAUCCAUGGCCAGUAUCAAGAUCUUCUUCGGCUAUUCGAAUACGGAGGCUACCCUCCUUCAGCGACCUAUCUCUUCCUUGGCGACUACGUUGACAGAGGCAAGCAAAGUCUCGAGACCAUAUGUCUACUCCUCGCUUACAAGAUUCGUUACCCGUCAAAGAUUUAUCUCCUGAGAGGCAACCACGAGGACGCCAAGAUCAACAGAAUCUACGGCUUCUACGACGAGUGCAAGCGUAGAUUCAACGUACGUCUCUGGAAGAUCUUUACCGAUUGCUUCAACUCUUUGCCCGUGGCAGCACUCAUUGAUGACAAGAUCUUGUGUAUGCACGGGGGGUUGUCGCCGGAGUUGGAGAAUUUGAAUCAGAUUCGAGAGAUCGAGAGGCCUACUGAGAUUCCAGACAACGGUCUUCUUUGUGAUUUGCUUUGGUCGGAUCCUGACCAGAAGAGGGAAGGAUGGUCUGAUAGUGAUCGAGGCAUCUCUUGUACUUUUGGAGCUGAUAAAGUUGAUGAGUUUUUGGAUAAGAAUGAUCUUGACCUCAUUUGCCGUGGCCAUCAGGUAGUGGAAGAUGGGUAUGAGUUUUUUGCGAACAGGAGGUUAGUUACGAUAUUUUCUGCUCCAAACUAUGGUGGGGAGUUUGAUAACGCUGGUGCGUUAUUGAGCGUGGACGAGUCUCUUGUUUGCUCUUUUGAAAUUAUGAAACCGGCUCCAGCUUCUAGUAGUCAUCCUCUCAAGAAGGUACCCAAAAUGGGGAAGUCUUGAAGUCUAGUCUUCUCUUUAAAGAUAACGGUUCCACAGCUCAAGCUAGACUCAAGAUUUGAACUUCCAUUAUAACUGUGUCUGUCAGUAUUGGUUGAAUGCAUUGAAGAACCGAAAGGGUCCUUAGUCAUCAUCAAGCAACUUCUGUAAAAAGAUAAAGUGACAAAGCAAAAAAUACACUUUCUUUUCUGUGUGUAGAGAUGCAGAAUGAUCUUGUCUUCUGCUUCUGGAGAUUUUUAACUCCUUGAGAGUAUCUUUUCCCUUUUAGUUUACGUUAGAGUGCCUCUGUUAGAUUUAUAUGUGCUUGUCUAAACCCUUUUGCAUAUCAUCAAGGUACCACAUUUUUU